AUGUACCAAAACUUCCUGUUAAACUACGAUGAAGCUAAACGUUGGCGCGUUCCAACAGCGGGAACGGCUGCUGCGCCGACCGCUUUGGAUCCCGGUCGCAGCAUCGGGGCAGGACCCGCAGUACAGGAACAAACGAAUGGAGAGCGGUAUAAGAUUCUCGUCGAUAAAACCGGCAUCUAUCGCCUGACGAGCGAUGACUUACGUCAAAAAUGGGGGAUUGAUUUGAGCGGGCUUGAUCCACGGCGUUUGCAUCUUAGGACGAACGAUAGGGAGGUUCCAAUAUACAUCUACGGUGAAGAGGAUGGGCGUUUUGACCGCGGCGAUUUCAUCGAUUUUCUCGGCAUAGAUGCAAAGAAUCGAUAUACAAGGUGGAAUGUCUAUUGGCUCGGUGCUGAACGCACACGGGGAGCGCGUGUUUCUGAAAUCCACGCCAGUCCUGAUAAUCCAACAGCAAAACUGGUUCCUAGUUUCCGCUCGAAACUUUACUUUGAGGAAGACCAUUUUCACAAUAACUUGCGACAUGCUGACCCCAGAGACGUUUCGCCAGAUGACAAGCACGGCUGGUUUGAAGCACUUGACUUCUGGUACUGGACCGGUGUCAAAAACUUGGCUGAUGCAAAUGAAGUGGAUCUCGAAUUUCCGCUUUACGACCUCACGCAGAGUUUCGAUCCAUCGAAUGUCCGCGUCACCUUGCAAGGCGGAACACCAACCGAUCACGAGGCUCUAGUUUCGAUUAACAAUAUUCGGAUUGAUGAGGUGAAGUGGCCAAGCCAAGAUGUUGCCACAGUUGAUAAAACGCUACGGGUUUGGAACAACUUGCGGGAUGCAACCAAGGGCGAAAAGAAUGUGAUUACCCUCGCUCGAAUUGAUACCACAGAAGAAGAAAAUACCACAGCCUUUCCUUAUCACGUUUAUAUUAAUUCUUUCGAGGUCGAGUAUACGCGCUUGCUAAAAGCGGUCAACGACUCCCUUGAAUUCACCACACCUGCUACCAUCGAUCCAUACAACGCCCGAAGGCAGCGUCGGUUGGAAUAUACUGUCCAGACCUUCUUAUCCCCAGAUGUGACAAUCUUUGAACAUGACGGUGAGGUAUUGGUCUCAAAGUUCCAAAACCCCAAGAUUGAGCGUGUAGAUCUGGACCGAGCUGAACGCAACCGCCUCCGCGAAAUCCACCGCAUCAAUGCCGAAGCUGACGGUACAAGUCAACCUUCAUUACAGGACAUCCCGCGGGUUGCCUAUAACGCAACGUUUCAGAGUGUACGUCAGCCGGUUCUGGUUGAGGCGUCGAUGCCGAGCGAUCUGCUCUCUCCCAGCAAUGGUGUGGAUUACCUGAUCAUCAGUCAUCCGGUAUUCCUUGAACCAUCGAAAAGGUUGGCACGAUGGCGAUCAACGCCAAAAGGCGGCGGAUACCGAACGAAGGUCGUUGAUGUUACACAGAUUUAUGAUAUCUUCAGUAAUGGCAUGGUUAAUCCGCAAGCUAUCAAGGACUUCCUGACCUAUGCCUAUAAAAAUUGGCAAUCGCCUGCGCUCUCUUAUGUCACAAUUAUGGGAGAUGGAACGUACGAUCACCGUGGGGUUGAUAAGGAAGUCUAUCCAGAACCUCCAGAAUUGACGGGAUACAUCCCGACCCAUUAUAUCUGGACCAUUUCUUUUGGGAAGACUUCGGUUGAUCACUGGUACACAACCGUAAAUGGUAUUGACGAACUACCCGACUUCUACAUUGGAAGACUGAGCGUGGAAACGCUUGAACAGGCCGAAAACGUUGUUGAUAAACUCAUCAACUAUGAGGAUAAACGACCCAAUGGGAAUUGGCGCCGCCGGAUUCUCUCCGUAGCAGAUGACGAAAUCAAUAACUCCGGCGACGAGAUUUUCAAAAGGAGUUUGACCGCGCUUUCAAAAAACCAGGCGCUGCUUGGUUACGAAAACGUACCUAUCUACCUUGAAGAUGUAAUUGACAAGGUUGAAGCGAAUAAGGCAGCUUACCCUGAACUACCACAACGGGUGGCAAAGGAUAUGAUUAUUGACGCAAUGGGUGAUGGUGCGGUUAUCGCGCAAUAUGCAGGGCAUGGUGGUCGAAUUGUUUGGGCGCAUGAGGCGAUCUUUGACAACCGGGCAGUUGAUCAGGUGAGUGAGACAGAUCACCUCCCAUUCAUGCUGGUGUUGAGUUGUUAUAACGGCUAUUUUGAUGCGCCCGGCGAACCGAGCAUGGCGGAGAAACUACUCCGAAAGCAUAAAAGCGGAAUUAUUGCUAUGUUGAGUGCCACGCGCCUUACCUACGGCAGCGGUAACGACGCACUCAAUAAUAUCAUUUUUGAUAUGAUUUUCCAGCGAAAUAUACGGCAACUCGGACCAAUCAGCUUCGACUCGAAGAUCGAACAGUUAAUAGAGGAUGGUCGCGGACAACUCAAUGUCAUGCUGGAGUAUACUCUCUUCGGCGAUCCAGCGAUGAACCUCGCUAUGGCGGACUAUGAGGUUCAGGCGAAUAUUGAAACACGAACCGUUGCAGCCGGACAACUUCUCAAAAUCGCUCCGGGGCAGAUUGCCGAAGUUACGUACGACCCUGCAAUUAAGCAGAAACGGUUUACGCCGAUUUCAAAUUUCAAUGGACGGAUCUACGCAAAAGCGGUCUUCCCGGCACUUAUUCAACCGUUGAGGGAGAAGAAGAACUCUUGA
Geodia barretti is the source of this 2673-nucleotide messenger RNA. The record is from the annotation of a GenBank genome assembly. NCBI's taxonomy places the organism in Eukaryota, Metazoa, Porifera, Demospongiae, Tetractinellida, Geodiidae.